UCCCCUUUGGCCAACCAGAUGCAUCCACCCCCUUUUUAUUCUUUUCCUGUGCGUCACGAGACAAUGUUGCGCGCAUGACAUUUGAAAAGUUGCGAUUGUGAGGGCAGCUUUAGUGGCACGUUGAAAAGCGCAGGCUUCGAAUCGAUCCUCCACCCCCAAAGUGUCGAAAGAACAACCCUCGGCCGACGACUCUCUUGUCGACUCGGAACACAACAGUUCAAAAGCAGCCGAAAGCAAACAUGGCGCUUGAUUUCGCAGCCACUUACAAGGUUCUCGUGUUGGGUGAUUCGAACGUCGGUAAAACCUGCAUCGUGCAUCGUUAUUGUGACGAACGUUACUACGACACUUACAUUUCAACCAUAGGUAUCGACUUCAAGCAAAAGAUAAUUAACCUGGAUGGGACACCAAUUAAGCUUCAAAUUUGGGAUACUGCUGGCCAAGAGCGAUUCAGAACGCUGACCACAGCGUACUACCGGGGUGCGAUGGGCAUCCUUUUGAUGUACGACGUCACCAGCUUAGAAAGUUUCAACCAUUUGUCCUAUUGGCUUCGAAACAUUCAAGAAAAUGCCUCCCCGGACGUGGUGAAAGUGUUGGCGGCAAAUAAAUGCGAUGCAACUGCGCACAGGGCUGUGGAUGCUGAAAGGGGACAGAAAAUAGCCGAGAACUUCGAUAUGCCUUUUUUCGAGGUGUCUUGUAAAGAAAAUAUUAACAUCGAAGAGGCGUUCCUUACUUUGGCUAGAAGAAUACGAGAACAACGGGGACGUCGGGCCAGCCUGUUCGAGGCUUCCGAAAGGGAAGGAGCCGACAGCGUGAUCAAGGCUCAGUCCCCAUCCCAACAGGGUGACGCUUGGAGAUGCACAUGUUAGUUUCUGUAAUUACGGGGAUCGGGACACGCUUCGAGUAUCGGUAAAUACGAAGUAAUUCUUAUCUAUGGUGGCGACGUGAAACUAAAGGGAAGUCGUUUCUCUGUGGGCAAAGGGCAAACGGGACGUGAAUAUACAGAAGGUAGAACGAGCUUUCCUUAUCCAAAAAGUAGAUCACGUGAGGCGUCUACGAUGCAGCCGUUCGCAAUACUCGAAUAUUCCAAAACACCAGCGUAAAUUUCGCACUCAUGUUCGAAUGGUUUAACGUAAAAAAAAAAAAGCACAAAUACAUUCUAUGCUAAGUGUUCAUAUUCGCUGAACAGACUUUUACCUCGACAGAACUGUGCUCUGACGUUACUAAAGUUUCAUUCUUAAACAAUUCGAAUCGUAUAACAUAUUUACAUGAAUAUAGGUUGUCGUUGGGGUAACUGGAAAGUCGUAGGUAAUGCAUUAUAUGUGAUUAGAUUAAAAAUUACUGUGACACUUAUGGGUCAUUUUCUAUAAAGGAUAUACGUACUUAUUAACUUCGAUCAAGCUUUGUAACAAUCGACAAACACUGAGGCUGAUUCAUACACCGAUGCAACAAACGUUUUAUAAACAUUUUUCAUUCGAUAUCGUGAUUUAGCAAUAACCAAUCUUCCGGAGACGAUCGUCUUUAUAAUCAGCUUGAUGAACGUUGUUGGCCCAUCGAACUUUGAAGUUAGGUUUCAGAGGAUUAGCAGUACAAAGGACAUACACAAUGCUUAAUGUUCACGUAAGGCCUAAAACGACAGUUAUUCGUGUUUUUGCUGCUUCAUCGAGCGCAAUUGCAAACACUUGACAACACUAUUAAUCGAGGACCAUUGCUUUUCCAUUGUCAGGGGAGGGGCGUGCGUGUUUCGAGAUCGUUUGGCAUGCAGACGAUCCAAGUGAUUCAGUUUCAAUUUCCUGAUGUGCGUAAGACAAUUAAAACCUCCUUGGCUUUGUUCAAUGUAGAUCUGGUUUGGUUCGUCUGCAGGUCAAAAGUAACAGAGGGGAAUCACGCGAGUCGAGUUUCGAUUAGUGCGCUUUGAUAAUCACUACGGAUACACCUGGCGAAUUCGAAUGUAGAAUUAAAGGUUAAGUAACAUGUACAGGAUGAUAGAGUAUCGUCGUUCUAUUGGGAAAUAUGAGGAAAUAGUCCUGGUCACGGAGCUGGGAAGUUGGUACUUGGAGGGAAUGAAGUAAUAGGCCCGUCCUUUGGGGCACAUGAAUUGGUCAAAGAGGCUACAUCUAGUAAUUUCAUUAUGGAAUGAAGAAAGCAAAGGAAAUACACUCAGAAUGAAUGGGAAUUCAAAGUGUAGGCAUCUCAAAUCUCAUAGUCCUUCUAUGUCAAUCUGUGCCCUAGGCUUUGGGCCAGUCAAAAAAAUUGCAGAAGCUACUUUCCAGCUCCUUAUAGUACAGUAGAGGACAAUGUAGGCUUCUAUUGCCUUGGGCCUUGGGAGAAUCCAGGGAGAGCCCAGGGAGAGCCAAGGGAGGUGGGGCACUUAGCCUCUCCCUAGGCCCAUCCAAGACCAACGGCAAAUGACGAAUGCCUCCACCCUCGCCACUCACUCUAAACCUACAUUGCACCCAACUGUACAUUUUCUCAUGAUAAGAACUAUAAAAGAAUGAGUUUGAAGGGAAGGAUGAGAUUAAUGUUGGACAACGGUGAUGCGACUCGUUCGAGACCAGAAUAUUAUUGUACGCGAUAGUAAAGAUAUUAACGAUAGAAUUAUAUACAACGCGCUCGAGCAUUAUGUAUAUUUUAGAAGGACGCAUUAACUCAUUAGUAACUCAUUAUUGUAUAGAGGCACGGUAAUUAGCGCGUACAAGCAUCGCACAAUACUUUCGUAGAUGCAUAGAUAUGUACACAGUCGUUGUCUUUUAACUUAAGACCACCAUCAUCGUAUUCGUAUUCCUCGUUUACGCUGGCAACAGAAAAUAAAGCCUUUAUUGUGCCUACCAACGAUUUAGAAGGAACAGACAGUGGAAGCGAAAGUAGGUGAACGAACUUCGAGCCUAUGAUACUUUAACAUUUGGAUAGUAUACUACUACGUUUAUUUUUAUAUAAAUUUUAUAAAAUUAUCCAUUAUAGACCUUUGCCAAAAUAUGUUUAGUUACAUUUACAUAACGUAUAACUAUCCGCUUGUUAAUUUACAAGUAAAAUAUCAAAAAUUCUUUAGAGCUCAUUGUUUCAAUUUUUCUUCAAAGUUAAACGAUACCAUUACAAAAAUUACUAACUGAAAUGUAGUCAGACUCAACGCAGAGUCAUAAAUUUGUCAAAGUUCGUUCAACUACUUUAAUAAUUGUACUCUGUACAUUGCGGACUGACACGCUGGAAGAUUGAUCAGUAUCGCGGGUGAAAGAACGUGCGCGGAAGAUUGUCAAGGUGCGUUAUGCGAGUUUCGUUGCUCGUACUCGAUCGUUUUCGUAGUAGAAGUCAACGAAUCAUUUACAAUUCGUGUUCGACGGUCGUUGCCUUUGCAAUGCGGUAGAACUUCUAUUACUUCUGAUCUCAAUUUCCCAUUUAUUAUCUCAAUUAUUAGUUUCCAUCAACUUGUCACAGUCGUAAAACUGAGCGAUUGAAUAGAGUGGAGGUUCUACCAUAUUUGCAAAAUGAUACACAGGAGAGUCAGAAGCUGAUACACCUUUUCAGAAUUUGUUACAUAAUUUCUGUGUGCAUACUUCAAUUUCCAUUUCUGAUAUUUUGUGGUGGAAAGAGUUGUAGAAUAGUAUAACUUAACUUAACAGUGAUAAAAAAUUACAAACUUUUUUUGAAAUUUAGUACUUGCAAAACAUAUGUACCAACUCCUGACCCUCAUACGUAUACUGUUUGUGUAUGUGCUUUAUACACAGACACAUGUGCACACAUUACACGCACACUUAUCUGGAAACCACGAUACGGUCGUACACCUUCGUUGCUUUUUAUAUAUUUAUAUAACUCGUCGCAAAUUUGUAUAAACACCAACGACUUCGACUGCUUGCUAGCGUUAAGACGACCCAUUACUCCAGUGCUUUCCACCAAGGGUCCUUUACACACUUUCUUCCCUUACCACAUUAGGCUGUUGCUCAAUAAAGAAAAAAGAAUGAAUCUAUGCAGAAAAGAAUUUGAUUCAAAUAAACUGUGCUUAAAACAGAAGGGGAAAGAGUGGAGGUUUCACUUUAGCUUCGGAAACAAUGUCUGGAAAGCACUGUAUUAUGCCUUGGAUCAGCAACUGGAUGAGAAAUUGAACAACGUUUCCCAAAUUGGUUUUACUGUAGAUUAAAUGCUGACAUACAAGCAACAUAUGUAUAUUUGUUCAAGGUUUAUCAAUGAACAUUCUUUGUUGAUUAUGUAUAAAAACAAGUAGCUUUGAAUUAGGCUAUGUAAAGAUUAAUCUUGAAGAUAAGUUCAAGUAAUGACUCAUAAUUUUUAGGUAGGGGAAGCAUAAUGAAUUUAUUCGUGAUAAGUUAUUGUUUUAAUUCAUGAAAUGUAUAUUUUAUGUAAGUAGAUGAUGCUUGGUCAUUUGGGAAGCGUUAUAUUGAAAUGACAGGGAACUUGAAUGGUGAUUGUUUACUCACUAGACAUCUUUUCAUUGUGUUUAACUGUUCUUAGCCAUUGUUUUAGUAGCUUAACAACGAAUCAUAGUAUUCAUGAAAAGAAUUAAGUUCAGAACAGUGUAAUAGACAACAUGUUGACUGCCACAGUAACAAGAAUUAAUAUGUUAAUGAAUAUUAAUGAUAUUUUAAGUUUUCUUCCUUCUUCUAAUUAUGUGUUUCAUGAAAUUAAAUUUCUGUUACUGGCCAAAAAGUGACUUGUAGAACAGUCAACAUGUUAAACUGAGAAUAAUAUACUGCCCAAAGUGAAUUUGUAGCUUGUGGCUAGUAGAAUUGUUUAUAUUUCUUUAGAAGGGGCGCUGGAUCGUUUACCUAUUCUUGGCUCUUCACGGAAACGUUUCGUUUCUUCCCUGAAGCUGGUCUUUGGGUAAAAAAUUCGUGAGAAACGUUUUUUAUACGACUUGGUUGAUUCUUUCUGAUAAUUAGGCGCAACGCACAUUCGUACGUACGAAAAUGUUUUGGCGCUACGUCGACGUCGCAAGACAAUUGAAAAAGCUUAUUUUAAAAAAUCCUCUAUCCGUUGUUCUUUUCCAAGCGGAAAUCCAUUUUUGGUGAACGUACAGACAAACCUGCUUUUUUAAUUUACGCUAUAAGAAACACACAUAAGUGAAGCACGUUUGAAAAAGAGAAUUCUGUUCGUUCACUUAAAUAGAUUUAAUAUUGAAAUAUAUACUUGAUGUCACGAGAGUCCAUAACUAAUGUAAGACGCGCAGGUUGGAAGAUGGUGGGGGAACGCAGCGAGCUCUCCGCCAAUCGCUUUCCACUUCCUCUGGAAUAUCGCCAAUCAGAGCGACAAUGCGCAGAAAAGAACGAAAACUGGUCUUUUCGCAGUUAUGGACUCUCGUGACAUCAAGUAGAUGUCUAGAUAGUCUAGUUACAGCUUUUAUUACGGUUUACUUUAUCGUUUAUCAUAAGACUAAUUCACGUGUUUUAGUUGACCGAUACUAUCAGUCUAAAUAUAUAUACAUAUAUGUAUACGUUUAUAAAUUUUUAAGUUCGUAGGGACAACUGUACAACUUGAUGUCUAAAUCGGUAAUAAAUAAAGAUGCACACUUUUUACCU
This is a messenger RNA of Osmia bicornis bicornis, 5522 nucleotides long. RefSeq names its product ras-related protein Rab-8A (gene RabX4). Bases 240 to 866 code for a protein of 208 amino acids. Lineage: Eukaryota; Metazoa; Arthropoda; Insecta; Hymenoptera; Megachilidae. The record is from RefSeq and is a predicted model, not a curated record. Gene Ontology annotation, molecular function: GTPase activity; GTP binding. The transcript has 5 exons.